UACUCCCAUGUGAUUGUUAUUGGAUUAAUCUAUUCUCUGUCUACUCGUAGGUAUGAGCUUGGAAGGCAACCUGCAAACACUAAGUUGUCAAGUAACAAAACAGUAAGAAGGGUGAGAGUUCGAGGAGGUAAUGUGAAGUGGCGUGCGUUGAGGCUGGAUACAGGAAACUAUUCUUGGGGGAGUGAAGCUGUGACCCGUAAGACCCGUAUACUUGAUGUGGUUUAUAAUGCAUCAAACAAUGAGUUGGUUAGGACCCAGACUUUGGUGAAGAGUGCCAUUGUUCAAGUGGAUGCUGCACCAUUCAAGCAGUGGUAUCUUCAGCACUAUGGAGUUGACAUUGGUCGCAAGAAGAAGACAGCUGCCAAGAAGGAAGGAGAAGAUGCUGAUGCCGCUGCUGCUAAAGAGACGAAGAAGAGCAACCAUGUCCUGAGAAAAAUUGAAAAGCGUCAACAGGAUCGCAAGCUUGAUCCCCUUGUUGAGGAGCAAUUUGGCAGUGGCAGUUUAUUAGCUUCAAUCUCUUCACGCCCUGGACAGUGUGGGCGUGCUGAUGGUCAUGUAUUCUGAGAGUAAAUGUACAUAGUCCAGGAUGGCAAAAGGCAGUCAGCGGUGUGCUAUCCAGUAGCCGAGGAGUACGAAGUUUCAAGAUGGAUGAAUUCGGCGUUGUGCGCGUGUCAGGUUUGAUUGAUCCAAAAUUACUUAUGAAGAAGCUGGGAAAAGCUGGAAGACAUGCAGAAUUAUGUUGGUUUCAAUUUGGACAGUGUCCGAGCAACUUAUUUUUGCCGAACCACGAAAAUCCAUACGGUUACUGGAUGAGCGGCUACGAUGAAUAUGGUCGUUAUUUUCCUUUCCGACAAGCAUUUCAAGAAGCUUGUUUAGAAUCCUUGUACGAGCAUGUGCCACCGCCAACGGCCCCGCCCUUGAGCUUCGAAAGCAGUUGCUGUUGCAAAUGCCAUCAACUUGGGACAAAACCUAGGAUCUAGGAUGAAAAAAUGUUCCUUUUUAUGAUUUUUUUUUGUCCUAUGGAAUCCAAGUAGGGUGUCUGACUUUCUUCUUAUAGUGGCCAUGGUUUUUUGAUGAGCAAACGAUAACAA
Olea europaea var. sylvestris is the source of this 1091-nucleotide messenger RNA. Its product is annotated as 40S ribosomal protein S8-like. NCBI's taxonomy places the organism in Eukaryota, Viridiplantae, Streptophyta, Magnoliopsida, Lamiales, Oleaceae. The record is from RefSeq and is a predicted model, not a curated record. Gene Ontology annotation, cellular component: ribosome; cytosolic small ribosomal subunit. Gene Ontology annotation, biological process: translation; maturation of SSU-rRNA from tricistronic rRNA transcript (SSU-rRNA, 5.8S rRNA, LSU-rRNA). Gene Ontology annotation, molecular function: structural constituent of ribosome. The transcript has 4 exons. The annotation marks the transcript as partial.